AUGUCGAGCUUCGUAGCCCUCAACAUCGAACCAGAGGAUAUCGAGGAGGAGAUUGAUGAUACCAAGGAAAUCCAGAUCGAGGAGGCCCUGAAGCUGUACCAGACGGCUCUGAAGCUUCAUUCCCAAGGUCCGGCAUUCUAUCCGCAGGCGCAGGAGGCUUAUGCCGCCCUCUUCAAGUCUGAGAUUUUUAAAUACCCGGAGUCGCUCUCGGACUACCAACGGACGACGCUGCAAGAUGCAGACGCUCAAGAAGCGGGUUACGUCGAGGACGCCGCAGCCGAUACCCUUGCGGAAAUCGACAUCAACGAUACAGCCGCAAGCGCCCUGCCGCAGACCAUAUACCUGUCAUACAAGAACCAUGGGCAGUUUGUUCUAGAUUCGCUGAGGGAAACGCUGCGGGCAGCAGCUACAAGGGCAGAAUCCAAUGGAGACCUGGCGACGACGAUUGCGACGCAAUCCCAAUCUGCCCUGAGCAUGUUUGCGGAGGCGCUGGAAAGAGACGAUACGGACCUGGACCUCUGGAGAAAGAGUGCGCGGCUAAGCAGUGCGCUACAGAGUUGUCGCCUUACCCGAUAUUGUCUCGAAAGCGUCUUGGUGGGUGACGAUAACGAGCUUGACCCACGAGCCGAAAUGUUGGGCUUGGACGAAGCUUUCGCCACGGAGGAUCUCCAAAAGGUUCUCCAGGCGCUGCGCGACGAGCUCUCAAUUCUGCAAGCGCCUCCGCUAAAGAAGCCUCGAAAGGCACUGUUCCGAUUGCUCAAAGGUCCUACCGAUCCCUAUCCCUAUCUUCCGACCCUCCCGCAAGAUGUCUGCAGUGUCCAUCGUUCACGACAGCUUCCUCGUCAGACCCGCCACAUGAUUACAGCCUCUGAGAAGACAUGGACUGCAGUGGGAAAGGCGAUUCUCCAAGUAGUCGUGGAGGAACAAGAGGACGCCAUCAAGUUCGGUCCGGGAAGCGCCUUAGGCAUCGACUUACCCGCUGACAUUGAUACUGCAAUGGAGGAAGUGGGCGCCCAGGAUAAAGAGCCGUUAAAGACUGAGGACAAUGCUGCCAUAUCACCGGACUCACAGGACGUGGAGAUGUCGGAGGCAACAGGCAAUCAGCCGGCACGAGAAGGAUCGCCAUUGCCGAACACAUUACACGAAAGUCACCCCACAGCGGAGUCAGUCGAAGAUCAAUCCUCCAUCGACCAGCGAGCAGAAUCUCAGUUGAAGGAAUCCUUAGAGGGACAUUCCCGACAACAUGCAGAGCCUUCUAAUCAAGCAGAGACCUCGCUAGCCGAUGAAGCCGAUCCCAAGUCUUCAACUGGUAAUUCUCGGAAGAGAUCGUCGGCAUCCAUUGGCAACGAUGAGGCUGCAGAUAGCGGGAGGACUAAGAGUCGACGAAUCCGUGCACGUGAAUCGAACGCAGAGAACCUCUUACAGACAGAAGAAGUUGGGUUUGACCAAGCCAAGUACUACGAAGACCGGCUGGAAGUGUUCUCCCAUGCGGACGACUGGAUGUUUGGCACUGUUGGCAGUCUUCUGUCCAAGGUUGGGGUUGAGGAUUUGGGAACAAUUGAUGAACUCAAAAUGCAAGUGUGCCCGAUCAACGAUCGAAAGGAAUCCAUCGAUAUGUCUGAAAUACGGGCCAAGGGACCUGAUGCCGUGCUGUCUCGGGAUCUUCGUAGUGCGCUGAUAAAUUGGGAUGAGGAUAAAUCCCGGGCAGCAUUGCAGGGGGAUAGUUCCACAUCCUUGCAAGAUUUCCGUGGAAUGAACCGAUCCGCAUUGGCCGUUUUUCUCGAGCACUCUAGGAAGCCCAUUCACAAACCUGGGAAGGAUCAGGUGCUCGCUGGAGGCGAAGGACUUCCAGCAUUCGUGCAACGUAUCAAUGAUCAAUGGCUUCACCUGCACGAAGUUGCAUUCAGUUGGUUGGCCAAGCUUCUUGAGCCUGGAAAGGACUCCCUCCAUGACGCGGAUUUUGCCAAAAAGGAUCGGUUUUCUGCAGAAUCCCCUUACACUACUCUGCUGUGGCCCGAGGCGCUCAAGGAAACCGUGGUACAACUCAUGCUCAGAGAGGAUGGGUAUAUCUAUGACAGAUUGUCGGCCUCUAUCACCCAGCUUGAGGAACGGAUUCUCCAGCACGCCACUUCCGGGGCUCCCUUUGAGUAUACCGGGGAACAUUAUUCUCGGAUGGUGAUGAUUCAGACCCUCUACGAACUUCACCUUGAUGUCUAUUCUCUCAUCAAUAACCCAAACAGCGAGGUCGAUGAAGGUACUCGACUUCUGCAACGUGACCGAUUGUCCAGAUGGGGGACGUUAGCGCGAACAGCGGUCGGCCAUUUUCUCGAUCAUGGCCCAACUGGAGAUUUUCGAACCCUGAUUUCCCUCCGUCAUCUAUGGUCGUCAACAUUUCACUCCAACAUGGCAGAAGAUGUUGCACGGGAGCACAUUUUACUUUGUCUGCAAGACCUCAAGCAUAUUCUGCUGUCACUCGGAGACCUCAAGAUUACUCUCAUGAACAAUGCCGUCAUGCCCGAAAUUUCGGUCGCCGCCCUAGAUCAGGAGAUCUCUCGACUGAAUUCCAUGGAUUUCUUCAUGAGGAUUUUCGGUUCUGAGUCAGAGGAUCCUGUUGCUCUGAUUGAAAGCAUUGAGCCGAUCCUGGAACCUUCGUCAGUAGAGUUCGUUCAAGAGAAUGAUUCUUCAGGCGAGAGUGCCGUGGCAUUACCAACGUCUCAAAUACAAGAGAUGGCAAGUUUCCUCGACAGAGGCGAUGCCACUCUUCGGCUCUUUUUGUGGAGAAGACUUCAGGACGCCUACCAAGCCAUUGAUUAUCCACCAAAGGUUGUGUCAUGCCAACUUCGAAGCAUCGAGACCAUUGUGAAAGAGAUACGAGGGAAUUCGUAUUUGGAGGCAGCAGCCGACAACCGUCAAGCUACGCUGCUCAGAUGGUUGAAAUCAAUCAAUGAUCUUUUGAUCAAGGUAUUACCGCAGUUACUGAGUCAUCCAGAGAAGUCGUUUGAAUGCAUUGACAUGGAUCACCUCCGGUCUUCAAUGUCUGCUGUGGCUCGACUCUCGCGACUUCUUCACAGCUUUGCACUCUACGAAGACGCCGUUCGGGUCGGUCAGGUACCUCCACCCGAAAUUCGUGGUCCACUAUCGAAAUCACUGGAAAGUUUUAAGGAAAAGCUGCGUGAUAUGCAAAUUCGCUGCUGGGUUUUGCAAUACACCUUGUUAAAAGAGUGUAUGUUACAGGAGAAGACGUUAUUUGACACCCCGGCAGAUGAUCGGGCCGACUUUUUGCGCUCAGUUCACAAUGCGGUUGGCGUCCGCUCUAGUUGCAAGUACGCCGAGAAAAUGCUUCUUAAGCUCAUGAAGAGCGAGCUCCUGAGCCUGGAAACUGAGGAAGAUUACGAAAGCGACGUCUGUCAGGUGCUCUUUGAUUUGCACGGCCUCAAGUUCUCUGUUCAUGACGGAACUGUCGAUCAUGGCUGUCCACCAGAGAGAUUGGAUCGUAGCACCGCCACAAUGAUGGUUGACUUCCUGAUGAUGCAGGCAAACCGGAUGAGCAUCAAGGAUGUGUCGAAAUCGGAGUUGAAAUCUACUAUCGACAAGGUGCAACAAGCAUUGGGGUCGACAAAACAUACAUCCUUAUCAUUCAAUAAGCGUGUUAUAUCUGCGUACCUAAAAUCUCCCAUCAACCCAGCCCAGGUUUUCCGUGCUGUUCAGGGGGUAGGGGAUCUCUCCUUGAUGCCCGUACCUACCGAAAGCGCGAAAAUUGCAAAGAAGGGGUGGUAUUACCUUCUCGGUCAUGCUUCUCUCACGAAAUUCCGUUCUCAGAAACGCCUCAAUCCAGUCCCUACCAAUGACCUGGACGAUGCUAUAAGUUACUUCCGACAAGACUUGGAGCAUGGCACGGACCGGUGGGAGAGUUGGUAUCGCCUCGCUCAGACCUACGAUUCGAAACUCGAGGAGGACAUCACUUGGUCCGCAGACAAAAUCAACAAUAAUCGUUCGGAGCUUGUGGUUCUCCAACGCAAUGCAAUCCACUGCUACGCUAUGGCCGUCGCAACUGCGAUCAGGACCGCGGAUCCAAAUCCAAAAUCCAGAGCGACUCUCUCUGACCUUUACACCGACUUUGGGAUCCGUUUGUACGCAUCAUCGCGGGAGCCUUUGUCAAUGGGCCCGUUCAGUCUUGCAGACUUUACGCGUCAUUUCAGCGAUCUUGAGAACCAGCAGAUGUACAAAGGUAAACCGUUCAAAGAGAUGAAGUUGUAUUCAGUGUGGACUCUCGCCAGCCACCUCUUCAAGCGAGCUAUGAUCAAUAAACCGAACUAUUGGAUGAAUCAUUACAUGCUCAGCAAAUGCCUAUGGAAAAUGUUGACUUGCGAUGAGUCUGUCAGGGGGAGUUCCAAGCCGGUCGAAGUUGACGACGUUUUGGAUUCCUUGCUGGACGCUAUUGAGACUCUGCCCCAACGUAAAGACAGUCGCUCUGAUCCUGUCUUCGAGCCACACUUUAGGCUGGUAUCUGUUCUCCAUAAGCUUGUCCGCCAAGAGAAGAUCAAGCCGGCUGAGGCUGGUAAGAUUCUCUCAGAGACUCCAUGGGCUCGAAAACUCUCGCCUCCCCAAGAUCUUAGUGAUUGGAAGCCGUACAUUCUAGAUGUAUUGAAGAACCUAAAGAAUGCAGACAAGUCAAAUUGGCAUCAUCGGAUCAUUGCCAGGGCUGCGCAAAUCCAUUAUGAUGAUCAAAAAGAUGCCGCUGCGGCCGCAGCGGCAAAGAAUGAAAUGAUGCCGCAGAUCUUCACGAAGACCAUGACUCUGCAAGUUUGGCGACCAGAAUUCGAACGGCCUGGAAGGCAUUUCGUCUAUACCACGCGAUACGUGUACUUCUUUGUGAGCCUGCUGGACCAGAUCAACGACCGCGCCAGCCUCGACCAGUUAUUACGUCGGGUGAGAAAGAAGCAGGGAGACUUCAUUAAUCACUCUAAGCUUUGGGAAGACAUCUGUAUUGUUUACGUCAAGCUUAUCCGCCGCGCUGGGAACGUACCAGAAAAACACGAAGAGGGCGUUUUCAAGCCCGUCAGUUGGGACGAAUUCGUGACAAACUCAGCCAGGCUAGAAAACUUGGAUGAUCUUUCUACGACUCACUCCUCGACCCUUGAGCUUCUUCGAGAAGCCGUGGAUCUGAAGAAGCUCAACAAUAAUUUGAUGAAAGUGACCAUGUUCGAAGAUCUGGUUGCCGACAUCUACGCCCAGUUGUACGAGGCCAAUGUACCUCGGUUUAUCGAGCAGGCAAAUGAAGAGAACCGAGAGAGAAUGAAAGUUGACCACCUUCUCAUGGCAAAUGACGCCCCCACUGACACGCCGACGCCCCCGACAUCCGCUCCUCCGUCCGAGGCACCGGCGCCUCGUGGCCGUACCAAGGGAAUCGCUCGGAGGGACAUUCAGAAACGAGCGGAGGCAAUUGUCAAUCGCCAUGUGCUUUCACGUAACGUGCCGGCGAAGGCACCUACGGCUCCUGCAGAGGAAGAAACCCGCCCAGCGCCUGCUGCUGAAGCUCCUGCUCCUCUCCCGAUCCGGGAGAAUCAGCGAGACGGCGCGACAGGCGCCACGUCAGGUGCGCAAAGCAGCGUCCCAGCAAGCAUCCAUGACAGCGCAGAUGACGAGAGCGAGCUCAGUGAGAUUGAUGACGAAAGGCUCGCAAAGCUCAAGGCGGAGGAGAAAAAGCCUCCUCUUCUGUUCCCUAACCUUCCGUCAAGGAAGUCACCGGAUCCUACCUCUGAAUUAUCUGCUCAGGCUAGUGCAGAUGGUGAUGAAGCCGACGAAGGAGCCGGCGACGACGAUGAAGAAAACGAGAUCGAAGGUGAUGAAGGAGAGGGGGGAAUCGCCGAAGAAGAAGAGGAGGAAGAAGCCGAAGGCCGGGAGGCCGAGGGUGAGGCCGAGGGCGAAGGUGAAGGUGAAGGCGAAGGCGAGCAAGACGACGUCGACAUGGAAGGGGACGAGGGCGGCGAAGCAGCCGAAGAAGGCGAAGGCGAAGCAGAAGAAGCAGAAGGAGAAGCAGAAGAAGAAGCAGCAGAAGGAAACGAAGACGAAGACGCAACAGAAGAUCAGCCAGAAGCAGGCGGAGACACUGAGAUUGACGUCGACGUCGAUGCCGACGAAAAGGAACAAUGA
Molecule: messenger RNA, 6153 nt
Organism: Rasamsonia emersonii CBS 393.64
Lineage: Eukaryota; Fungi; Ascomycota; Eurotiomycetes; Eurotiales; Trichocomaceae
Product: Transcriptional corepressor Hir3-like protein
Exons: 5
Coding region: 1-6153 (2050 amino acids)
Biological process (GO): chromatin organization
Cellular component (GO): HIR complex; nucleus
Molecular function (GO): nucleosome binding
Source: RefSeq, a predicted model, not a curated record